Molecule: messenger RNA, 3197 nt
Organism: Cebus imitator (Panamanian white-faced capuchin)
Lineage: Eukaryota; Metazoa; Chordata; Mammalia; Primates; Cebidae
Gene: ARHGEF37
Product: Rho guanine nucleotide exchange factor 37
Exons: 14
Coding region: 149-2080 (643 amino acids)
Cellular component (GO): cytoplasm
Molecular function (GO): protein binding; guanyl-nucleotide exchange factor activity
Source: RefSeq, a predicted model, not a curated record
CGCACGCAAACAGCAGCGUGGGCACAGCCGUGCCCGCCCGUGCCCCCGGUGGGCACAGCCGCUGCGAGCGGCGCGGGUGCGGGGAGCGUGGCUACCGGCUCGGUGCUUGAGCGCCCGCAGGCACCUUGCGCACGCGGAACCUGUUGACAUGGCCAACCAUGGAGCCGACAAGCCAUCCUCCAGGUCAGGGAGUCCGGAUGGGGAAGACAGGGCCUCUGAAGACAGAUCACUGCUUCAUCAGAGGCUGGCUGUCCAGGAGCUCAUCGACACUGAGGUCUCCUACUUGCACAUGCUCCAUCUCUGUGCCUCUGACAUCAGGAGCCGCCUCCAGCAGUUGCCACAGGGAGAUCUCGAUGUCCUGUUCUCCAACAUUGAUGAUAUCAUCAAGGUGAACAGCAGAUUCCUUCAUGAUCUGCAGGAGACAGCCUCCAAGAAAGAGGAAAAAGUGCAGCUAGUUGGUAACUUAUUUCUGGAAUUCCAAGAGGAGUUGGAGCAAGUCUAUAAGAUCUACUGUGCCAGCUAUGACCAGGCCUUGCUAUUGGUGGAGACGUACCGGAAGGAGCCGGAGCUGCAGCAGCAUAUCCAGGGCAUCAUUAAGGCAGUGGUGCCACAAGCUGGAUCUUCAGGCCUCAGUUUCUUGCUGGUAAUUCCUCUGCAGAGGAUCACCAGGUACCCAUUGCUGCUGCAGAAAAUCCUGGAGAACACACACCCUGAUGCCAGUGCCUACCCUGUCCUUCAGAGGGCUGUCUCUGCCCUCCAGGAUGUGAACACCAAUAUCAAUGAGUACAAGAUGCGCAAGGAAGUGGCCUCCAAGUACACCAAGGUAGAGCAGCUGACCCUCUGGGAGCGGCUGGCCCGCAUCAACACACACACUUUCUCCAAGAAGACCACCCGGCUGAGCCAGCUGCUGAAGCAGGAGGCGGGGCUGAUCCCCAGGACAGAAGACAAGGAAUUUGAUGAUUUAGAAGAGAGGUUCCAAUGGGUGUCUCUGUGUGUGACUGAGCUGAAGAACAACGUGGCUGCUUACCUGGACAACCUGCAGGCUUUCCUCUGCUUCAGGCCGCACGAAUACAGUCUGGACAUUCCCGAGGGGCCUGCAGUGCAGUACUGCAAUUUGGCAAGAGACCUUCAGCUGGAGGCCUUCCUGAAGUUUAAGCAGCGGCUGGAAGGCCUGGUGUGGCAGCCACUGUGCAGCCUGGCCAAAGCCCUGCUCGGCCCUCAGAACCUGAUCAAGAAGCGUCUGGACAAGCUACUGGACUUUGAGCGGGUAGAAGAGAAGCUGCUGGAGGUGGGCAGUGUGACCUACGAGGAGCAGGCCACCCGGCACACGUACCAGGCACUCAACUCCCUGCUGGUGGCUGAGCUCCCACAGUUUAACCAGCUGGCCAUGCAGUGGCUGGGCCAGAUCCUGUGCACAUUCGUGACCCUCCAGAGGGACCUUGCAAAGCAAGUGCUGCAGAGGGCAGAGGGGAGCAUGGCCCAGCUGCCCCACCACGAUGUCCCAGAGCCUGCCUUCAGGAAGCUGGUGGGGGACACACUGGGCCGGACAAGUAAGCAGCUUCACUCCUUUCAAGAGAACUUUGAGAAAGUGCUGCCACCUCCCACCACACAGGUAAGCAUCCUUCCUCACCCCAAAGACUGGCCAGUUCCUCACUGGCCUGUGGGAGGGCAAGCAUCCCUGAAUCUCUUCUUGUUGAUACUCUCUGGAAACAGACAUCGUGGGUAUGUGCCAGCUGGGAAACUGCAGCUGUACCAUGUGGUCCCCAGCGCAGAGGAGCUCAGAAGAAAGGCGGGGCUGAAUGAAGACCCCCGAUGUCUAACACCAAAGCCUGUUCGAGCUCCAGUGCCCUCUAUUCCCACCGUGAACCAGGUCAUAGCAGCGUACCCUUUUGUGGCCAGAAGCAGCCAUGAAGUGAGUCUGCAGGCAGGCCAGCCCGUGACCGUCCUGGAGGCCCAGGACAAGAAGGGGAACCCGGAGUGGAGCCUGGUGGAAGUGAAUGGACGGAGGGGUUAUGUGCCUUCUGGCUUCCUGGCCAGGACCCCAAGCCCAGUUUUGUGGGGCUGGAACCUGCCCUCUUAGGGUACCCUCCUUGGAGCCCACAUUGCCAAGUGAUGGGGGAGGCUUAGAGGCGGUGACCCUGGAGGGAGAAGCAGCAAAGGAAAGGUGGGGGUGGGAGGGAAGACCAGGCCAGGGUGGAUGAAGGGGCACUCAGGAGGCCGCCAGAAGACUGCCUAAGCAGUGAGCUCUGGUUUUUGAAGGGCUUUUAAGAAAUAUAUACAUGUCUGUGUCAGACAGACUGUGAGUUGCCUCCUCUGGGCCUGUCAAAGCAUGAAGACUGCGUAAUAUCAGAGAAACACAGCCUACAGUUCCUUUCUCAGUAGCAAAGUCACUUCAUAGGAUGCUCUUGACUCAUUCUCUCUACUCUUUCCUGCUCAGAUUUCUGAUAAAAAUAAGAAACAUAGGGGAACACAUAAUGAAGUAGGAAACCCACUCGUGGGUUCCACAGAUAUUUCCUGAGGGCCUACUGUGUGCUAGAAUUGUAGCUCAGGGGUUCUCAGUGUAGCUGCUCAGUGAACUUACCAUGGCAGGUUUCAACUAGCAGAAGCCAGGCUCCCUCUCACCCAGAGACUCUGUUGAAAUUGGUUUAGAGUGUGGUUCAGGCCUCAGGAAAUCAGAAAGCUUCCCAGGGCCUUCUAAUAUGCAGCCAGGGCUGGGGACCUCUACCCUAGACACACAGUAUUGGACAGAUGGAUCUGGGGCCAGAGAUGGCCAUGAGCUAUAAGCUAGGAUGUGCCCCAACUCAGCUCUGCACUAGUUAGUUCAAACAGGCGCUUUAGAGGCAGUGUGAAAUGGGACAGCCUGUCUGUCAGGUCUCAGAAUGUAUAUUUAUUAAGUGCCAUUAAAAGGGACCUGAACAAAAUUGGAUGUCUUGUAGGCAUAAGGAAGGAAAAUAAAAUAUACUUGGAACCAAGUCUAUCUCAUGAAGGGACAAUAAAAACGUAUUGAGUAGCAUGUGGGUUCUGGUUUCUCAUAGAUCAGGGGAUGAGAUUAAAAGUCACUGAAGAGUGGGAAAUGCAUAUUGAGAAGAUGGAGAAUGGCCUGCAGUUUCUCCAGGGGAAUCUGUAACAUGCCUUUUCCCUCUCCAAAUGCCUAGAACCAGGGCACUGUGUCUUAUUUAUUUCACUGUUGGGGUAUC